Messenger RNA from Saccostrea echinata, 4475 nucleotides. RefSeq lists its product as uncharacterized. The coding region runs from base 1 to 3873 and encodes 1290 amino acids. The record is from RefSeq and is a predicted model, not a curated record. The transcript has 35 exons. Gene Ontology annotation, molecular function: FAD binding; 2 iron, 2 sulfur cluster binding; iron ion binding. NCBI's taxonomy places the organism in Eukaryota, Metazoa, Mollusca, Bivalvia, Ostreida, Ostreidae.
AUGGCCCUUGGACAUGAAGUGAAAGAUGUAGAUACUUGUGAGUCGUGUGGAAAUGUUGUGAAGAACUGGUGCACAAAUGGUAAACGACCUGAGAUAACACUCCAAAUUAAUGGAAAACCUUACAAAGUUGGAAGUGAGUACCAUGGCGCCACAUCCCUGUGUACAUUUUUACGUGAGUCCAGGAUUUCCAUGGGGACCAAGUACAUGUGUAAAGAAGGUGGCUGUGGGGUGUGUCUAGUACAGGUGGAGUUGUUGGAGCCGAUGUCAAGGGAACCAAAAUCUUAUGCUGUGACUUCAUGCAUGGUGCCCCUGUUUUCCUGUGAUGGGUGGGAGAUAACCACCAUUGAAGGCAUUGAUUCUACCAGUGAUCAGUCUGUCCCUAAACGCCUCGCCCAGUAUAACGGCAGUCAGUGUGGCUUCUGUAGUCCCGGACAAGUCAUGAAUAUGCAUGCACUUUUAGAUUUCCAUGGAGGAGGAGUUACAAAACAGAUGGUAGAAGAUGAAUGUGAUUCAGUGAUUUGUCGUUGUACUGGUUACAGAUCUAUCCUGGAUGCCAUGAAAUCAUUUGUUAAAGAUGGAAAUCAAAAGGUCACAGAUAUUGAGGAUGUACACACCAAGCGCUGUGAGCGGACCGGUCAGAUCUGUACAGGAAGUUGUCACAAACAGAGCUCACAGCUAGCCUUAAAAGAUGUGCAGUGGUUCAAACCAACUACUGUAGAGGAUCUCAUCAAAAUGAUAAAGGACAACAAGGGCAAGAACUGCAAACUGGUGUUUGGAAACACAGGAUAUGGUGUUUACAAAGAGCUAGGUCUGUGGAACUACAGUAUACUGAUUGACCUUAGAGGAGUGGCUGAAAUGUACAACACAGAAAUUGGUUCUUCUGAACUUGUACUGGGAGCCAAUUUAACAUUAUCCCAACUGAAAGAGCUCUUGAAUCGAAAAUCCAGUGACCCGCAGUUUGGUUACUGUAAGGAGAUGUGUAAGACUAUCUCUAAAGUGGCCACCAACGCUAUCAGAAAUCUUGGCACUUGGGCAGGAAACUUGAUGUUGAAACACAAACACCCAGAGUUUCAAUCAGACAUCCACACCAUGCUAGAAACUGUUGGAGCUCGGCUGAAGUUAGCCGUUGUAAAUGGUGAGACAAAGGUUAUUCCAGUUUCUGAGUUCUUGAGUCAGGACAUGACAGACUGUGUUAUAGUGGCCAUGUUCUUAAAUUCAGUCCCAGACAAUCACCACAUAAGGAUUUACAAAGUCAACAAACGCACACAGAAUUCUCACUCUGAUGCCAAUGCCGGGAUGAAUUUUGACAUUGAUGCAGGAAAGAAUUUUCUGGUGAAAAGCAAGCCAACCAUUGUAUUUGGAGGAAUUAACAAACAUUUUGUCCAUGCCUCAAAAACAGAGGAAUUCUUAACUGGAAAAGCUCUUGGCAAUACAGAUACUUUAACACGUGCUUUGUCGUUAUUUACCCAGGAGGCAGUUCCAGAUGAGGUGAAUCCAGUUUUAACAUCUGUGGAUUUUAGGAGGAAUGUGGCAGCAGGACUGCUUUACAGAUUUGUGUUGGAUGUCCUUGGAGACAAGGUCAGUCCUCUAUACAGAAGUGGAGCUACCCCACUGUCUAGACCUUUGUCCUCGGGAAAACAGAGUUACGACACCAAUCCCACAGUAUGGCCCCUCACACAACCAAUAUCCAAAGUGGAGGCCUACAAUCAGACCAUUGGUAAAGCAGAAUACAUCAAUGACAUACCAGAAAAACCAGGGGAAUGCUACGCCGAGUUUGUUCUGAGUACAGAGGGUAAUGCCAGAAUACAGGAUAUUGAUCCUUCAGAGGCUUUGGGGAUGUCAGGAGUACUGAAAUUUAUAGCAGCUGAAGAUAUUCCAGGGGUUAAUAAUGUAGCUCCCUCUCCAUAUCCUACAGAGAAGGCUUUAGCCAGUGACAUAGUGGAGUAUAAUGGUCAACCAUUAGGAAUCAUUGUAGCAGAAACACCAGAGAUAGCUAAAAUGGCUGCUAGAAAGGUCAAGGUCACCUACUCUGAUGUAAAGCCUCCCAUUCUAACAAUAGAAGAUGCCAUUGAAAAGAAUUCCAUAUUUCCAGAUGAGGCUGAGAAAAUCAUUGUUGGUGAUGCAGAUGGUGCUAUAAAGAAGGCACCUAUUAAAGUGAGUGGUAGAGUUAAAUGUGGGUUACAGUAUCACAUGACCUUGGAGACCCAGAUUGCCAUUUGUAAUCCAACAGAGGAUGGAUUUGAUGUUUAUGCCUCCACUCAAUGGACCUCGGGAUGUCAGGAGGCCGUUGCCAUGGUACUAGGUGUAUCUGAUAGCAGUGUGAAUGUGAACGUUCGGCGUUUAGGUGGAGCUUUUGGUAGCAAGAUCACUCGUAACUUCAUGGUUGCUGCAGGAUGUGCUCUGGCUGCUAAUGCUGUGAAAAGGCCAGUUCGUCUUAACUUGGACUUGCAUGUAAACAUGAAAAUGCUGGGUAAAAGAGCCCCAUGGAUGGGUGACUAUAUGGUGGGCCUUUCAUCAGAUGGAAUGUUACAGGGAAUUAAGCUGACCUACUAUGCUGAUUGUGGUAUAAGUCCUGCCGAUAACUGCUUAAUCAUCAUGGGAAAAGGAAUGGACAAUGCAUAUUACUGUCCCAACUGGUACACGGUUCCUGUGGCACUGAAGACCAACACUCCAAUGAAUACCUUCUUCAGAGCACCUGGUUGCUGUCCAACAAUAUUCAUAAUGGAAUCUAUUAUGGAACAUUGUGCUAAGGAGCUUAACAUGGACCCAACAGAAUUUAAAAAACAGAAUUUUUACAAAAAAGAUCAGAUUACCCCAGCACAAGUACCACUUUCUUACUGUAACAUCAGGGAACUGACCAAUGAUCUGAUGAACUCGGUGGAAUACGAAAAUCGCAAACAGGCUGUGAAGAAUUUUAAUGAGACAAAUCUUUGGAAGAAAAAGGGUUUAUCAGUAGUCCCAAUGAAGUUUGGUGUCCUAUGGACAGAGUUUAACUACACGGCUCUAGUGGCUAUCCAUGGUUAUGAUGGCAGUGUGUCCAUCUCUCAUGGAGGAAUAGAGUCAGGUCAGGGCAUCAACACCAAGGUGAUACAGGUGUGUGCCCAUGCCUUAGGGAUUCCUGUGGAUUAUAUUAAAGUAAAACCUACAGAUUCUUUGACAUCAGCUAACAGUUAUAUGACGGGAGGCAGUGUAACUAGUGAGCUCUGCUGUAAGGCUGUCCUGCACUGCUGUGAGGGCCUCAACAAAAGAAUAGAACCAGUGAAACAGAAGAUGGCAGGCAAGUCCUGGAAGGAAGUGAUUAACCAGUGUUUUACUGAGGCCAUUGAUUUGUCAGAGAGAUACUGGGAAGCUCCUCACUCACCCCACUUCUCCCAGUACAAUGCUUAUGGUGUGACCUUGACAGAGGUAACUCUGGACAUCUUGACUGGUCAGCACAUUAUUGACAGGGUGGAUUUGUUGUAUGAUUGUGGAGAAAGUAUGAGCCCAGAAAUUGAUAUUGGACAGGUAGAGGGAGCAUUUGUGAUUGGACUGGGGUACUUUCUGCAAGAGGAGAUCAAAUAUGACCCCAAGACAGGACGGCAACUCGUUGAUGGGACAUGGGAGUACAAAGUUCCACUGACCAAGGAUAUCCCUGUUGAUUUCCGGAUCAGUCUUCUGAAGAAUGCUCCUAAUCCCUUGGGAGUUCUGAGAGCUAAAGCCUGUGGUGAGCCCCCCUUGUGUAUGAGCUGCUCUGCAUUGUUUGCCAUUAAGCAUGCUGUGGAGGCCUUCAGGAGGGAUAUUGGAAAAGACACUUACUUUGCCCUGGAUGCCCCAGCAACUGUAGAGAAAAUACAGCAGUCCUGUUUGGUUGAUCCGUCCAUGUUUGUUAUCUAGUGAUGAAUCUUAACAGGAGAAGAGAUUAACAUUUAUCUCCCAGUCUACAUAAUAUGAAUCUAAACAUGAGAAGAGAUCAACAUUAAUACAUGUAUCUCCCAGUCUACAUCAUUAUUCUGUAUGUGUAUCCUAACAAGUUAAUGGAAGGUUUCAGCCCCAUCUGAGCAUCAAGCUGAAGAGAGCUAAUUUCAGAUCAGAGUUUGCCUGUUGUCUGUCUGUCUUAAGGCAUUUGUUGAUCAAUCUGUCUGUCUGUUUUCACAUUUUUCUUCUCAAGAACCAUUGUAUCAAUUCUAACCACUUAGAAGGGCAAUAGCACAAGGGGUUCCAAGAAGGAUACUCAGUAAAUAAUAAAAAGAAGUGGGGCCAUAGAACUAGAGUUUACUAGUUACAAUACAGGUGUGUGUGUGUGUGUGUGUGUGUUAAGUCAUCAUAGGAGGUCAAUGGGUGAGAUGGGGCCAUAGUUGGAUUUAAAAGCUUUACACAGGAAUAUAUAUUGGUAAAAUGUGUUCUGUCAAGAACAAUAUUAAUACCAUGUAGAACAAAUUGAUAUCAAUUCAAGCAUCUUUAUGUAGUGUAGUUCUGAGUUUAUUUUUCAAGCCAUA